AUGGAGUCACAAUAUCCCAGUCGGGGAUCCUUGCUUCCCCCGACGAAUAGCACCGCUGCGGAGGAGAGUUCGUCAGAAGAGAAAUGCUUGAAAAGGGAACAGGACCUUUCCUCGCCAAGUAAAGCGUUCGACCGCCAUCUGGAUCUCGAAACAAGAUCGCCACCCAUCGUGCAAGGCAUAACGCCGUCGAGUGACACCUACCAGGACUCCAUCAUUGCAGUAGAGGACCGGGAUCUACAAACACAACAACAGCAGCAGCAGCAGCAGCAGCAGCAGCAGCAAGGAACAGAACCACCAUACCAACAACCAGAAACGCCAUAUCGCCGCCGAGAUAUCGUCGAGCAGGCCCGUAGCACGGCUGUCCCGACGAGACCUCGGGAGGCCGACAGCCAAAACAGCCCACCACCUCAGCUGGUCUACGUGAUCCGCAGACAGUUCGACAACGAAACCAGUGACGCCACCACAUCGACCACCAGCAGUAGUAGCAGCAGCACCAGCACCACCACCAGCGAGCGUACUACCACCAGCGACCGCACCACCACCACAAGCAGCAGUCGCAGCAGCAGGACAACCAACCGAUCGAGCAGCCGCUCGAGCACAUCGAUAUCAAUCCUGCCGCUCACCAGCUCGUCUGCGUCACUGACCAAACCUCCCAGCACCCUGUCGACCUCGAUUACCGCCUCGCCAAACGUCACGCUGUCUCUCCUACCACCGGCCGGGGGCGGCAACUCCACGGGCUCCGGCCCCACCACCACCGUGACCAUCAUCACGGGCCCGCCGCCAUCCAAUGCGCCAUCCGCCGCCACCAGCAGCGACGAGCGCAUGUCGGCCAACCUGGUGCUCGUCGUGACCUUUUGCGCCGUCUUUGGCGCCGUCAUGCUGAUCGGCACGGGGAUCUUCCUCUGGAAGCGGGCGCGCAGGCGAAGGGACCACAUCAACGGCUCCCCGAUCAAAGGCGGCGGCAUCGGCGGCAAGGGUCUGGGCGGCGGCGGGAAGCGCGGGAAGCGCAGCAAGUACGACGGGCCCACGGGCUCGCUGUACGGCGACGGCCCCUACGCCACGGCGGCGGGGGAGAUGGAGAACGGGCCCGUGUGGGGGGUCACGCCGCCCUGGGCCGUGGCCGAUCUGCCGCUCACCCCGCCCAACAUCGUGCUGCCGCCCGACCCCAACCGGCGCAUGACCCUGCCGGGCACCAUGUCCAGGACGCUGCCCAAGAUCGUGGCGCAGCGGGCCAGCCCCACGACGGAAAGCAGAUCGAGCAACUACCCACCGUCGAGGAGCGGGAGCAGCGCGUACAGUCCGCCCAGGGGGAGGAGUCCAAGGGAUGAGGGGUACGAUCCCAGCAAUGUGAUAUGA
This is a messenger RNA of Pyricularia oryzae 70-15, 1356 nucleotides long. RefSeq lists its product as uncharacterized. The record is from RefSeq and is a predicted model, not a curated record. Bases 1 to 1356 code for a protein of 451 amino acids. Lineage: Eukaryota; Fungi; Ascomycota; Sordariomycetes; Magnaporthales; Pyriculariaceae. The transcript has a single exon.